Mesocricetus auratus (golden hamster) is the source of this 1491-nucleotide messenger RNA. It is a transcript of the gene Poldip2, whose product is annotated as DNA polymerase delta interacting protein 2. Gene Ontology annotation, biological process: error-free translesion synthesis. The transcript has 11 exons. Gene Ontology annotation, molecular function: DNA binding. The coding region runs from base 76 to 1182 and encodes 368 amino acids. Lineage: Eukaryota; Metazoa; Chordata; Mammalia; Rodentia; Cricetidae. The record is from RefSeq and is a predicted model, not a curated record. Gene Ontology annotation, cellular component: nucleus; mitochondrial nucleoid.
UGGGGCGGGGGCGGGACACCGCCCCGCCGCGGGUCGGGCCCUGUGUCAGCAGCCGAGCGGGCGCUCGGGCGGGACAUGGCAGGCUGUGCGGCCCGUCGGGCCCUGGCCGUGGGCAGCCGCUGGUGGUGUCGGUCGCUGGCCACGGCCCGAGGGUUGAGGCCGCUGUGCGCGGUCGGUGGAGCAGGGGCCCUUCCACUGGUGGCCACAGCGACGACGCGAAGGCAUCUGUCGUCCCGAAAUCGUGCAGAGGGCAAAGUGUUGGAGACAGUUGGUGUGUUUGAGGUGCCAAAACAAAAUGGAAAAUAUGAUACUGGGCAGCUGUUCCUUCAUAGCAUUUUUGGCUACCGAGGGGUCGUCCUGUUUCCCUGGCAGGCCAGACUGUAUGACCGGGAUGUAGCUUCUGCGGCUCCAGAAAAAGCAGAGAACCCUGCUGGCCAUGGCUCUAAGGAGGUGAAAGGCAAAACUCACACUUACUAUCAGGUGCUGAUUGAUGCCCGAGACUGCCCACACAUAUCUCAGAGAUCUCAGACAGAAGCUGUGACCUUCUUGGCUAACCAUGAUGACAGCCGGGCUCUCUAUGCCAUCCCAGGCUUGGACUAUGUCAGUCAUGAAGACAUCCUCCCCUAUACCUCCACGGAUCAGGUUCCCAUCCAACACGAGCUCUUUGAAAGAUUUCUUCUCUAUGACCAGACAAAAGCACCCCCUUUUGUGGCUCGAGAAACUCUACGGGCCUGGCAGGAGAAGAACCACCCUUGGCUAGAGCUCUCUGAUGUCCACCGGGAAACAACUGAGAACAUCCGUGUCACAGUCAUCCCUUUCUAUAUGGGCAUGAGGGAAGCCCAGAAUUCUCACGUCUAUUGGUGGCGCUACUGUAUACGCUUGGAGAACCUGGACAGUGAUGUGGUACAGCUUCGGGAGCGGCACUGGAGGAUAUUCAGUCUCUCAGGCACCUUGGAGACAGUUCGAGGACGAGGAGUGGUCGGCAGGGAACCAGUGUUAUCCAAGGAGCAGCCUGCAUUCCAGUAUAGCAGCCAUGUCUCCCUGCAAGCUUCCAGUGGGCACAUGUGGGGCACAUUUCGUUUUGAGAGACCCGAUGGCUCCCACUUUGAUGUCCGGAUCCCACCAUUCUCCUUGGAAAGCAAUAAAGAUGAGAAGACACCACCCUCAGGCCUUCACUGGUAGGCCAGCUGAGGUCCUUGAGUGCCCAGGUUGGGCCCCUCAGAACAGCUCUUAACCCAUAAUUGCUGCAGAACUCUAAGUCUCUCCCUAUUAUGGGCCUCUUAAUUUUGGGAUUCUUUGUUUGGAGGGAGAUUGUAACUUUUCUUGGAAGACCCACAUAAGACUCCUCCAAGGUCAGUCCCUGCCCAGGCCCUGCCUACAUCAUGUUCCAGCAAAGCUGUCAGGGAACCAUGUUCAGUUGUCACAGGUUGUCUGGAAUGUGAACCGUGGUCAAUAAACCAGUGCUCAUUUGGCCACGCUGGCCAUUUUGUC